CUGUUAUUUAUUUGUCUGUCAGGUCCGUGAGGUACAAGGACAUGGGGACUGCACCAGAUGGUUCGGAACGGGGCAUAAUUUAAUAUUUUACAAACUCCUAAUGGAUAUUGCUCCUCCACCACCAAUAGAACGAUACCGGCAUUUCAGGGACCCAGAAUUACGAAAAAGAAGUUUUGGAAAAUGGCAGAAAUACACCGAGCCAUUUAUAAAGGCACUUGUUGACGAUGGCUUCUUUAGUAUAGAUGAAGAGAAACGGAAAGUGCAGUGUGUUAACUGUGGUGGAGUUCUUUGUGGCGUUGAAGAAGGACAAAAUAUCCACAUCACACACUAUCGUCAUUUUCCUAAAUGUGACAGGUUUAAGUACAGAGAACCUGACUUUUUAAGUCUGUUCAAAAAUCCUCUGGUUAUCAGUGACGCGACAGUGGCGGACGGUGUGUUAGGAACCAUUGAUGUGGCGCCGUAUAUCACAGGGAACCACGGAGUUAGCGAGGGGUGCUAUUUAGAUGGUAGGGUGGAGGACACGUCACAUUCUGUUUACGUGCUAGGGAACACGAAAUACCCGAAACACAUCUAUUAUUCCAUUUACAUAGACAGAUUGAGAACCUUCAGUAAUUGGCCAGCUCAUUUUAAACAGACACCGGAUGACCUUGCUAGAGCUGGAUUCUUUUAUGCAGGUGUUGAUGACUUGUGUGAAUGUUACUGUUGUGGUGGUCAGCUGGAUGGCUGGGAAGAUGAUGAUGACCCUCAGCAAGAACAUGACAGGUGGUUUUCUGACACAUGUCCAUUAUACCAAGUAAGACAGAGGCGACCAUCAGCUCAGGUCGGGUGACAAAUGAAACCAAUGUGGUGCGAAGUAACUAUAUCGUAGACUUCAGUUCCUGGUCGCUAAGGUUAUGGAGGCACUGUUAUACUCCGAGGGAAAACAAGGGUCGGUAAAUUGCAGACAAUUUGCUAUUUGAGACAGCAUUGAGAUGUAGCUAGCUCUUGUGGUGUCAGAUUAAAAUAUGAAAGACACUGCCUUGAGAGAUAUCAAUAUAUCUGAUUGGGUGUACUGUUGGCUAACCAUUUGGACGACACUGGUAUAGCUAUAUGUGAGAUGACGUUACGUUAAAACGGGGGAGACUUUGCUAUGUAAGGCUAAUGUUGUGUCCUUAUCCACUUCAGGUGGGCCAACAUGUGCAAGUUUGGGUUGGAAUCGUAAUGUCCAUGUAUAACGUAUUUUGAACGAAAAAUGAAUGAAUUGACAAAUGAAUGUUUAAACGGUUUAAGAUAGAUCACAGAUUAUUUGAAGCAGUGGAAUAUGCAGUGUUAUAUGAUUACGUUAUGUGGCUUGUACAAACAAUAUAUACCCUCUUGAAACUCGUAUGACGUUUUCGUGUUUUAUUUAUUAUUUAUUUUUUCAGUUUUAGUAAGAUGUAUUUGCGUUCAGAUGUCUGCUUUUGAUUGAAAAUGCCUAUUAAUACUUAAAAGCGUAGUGCAGAAUCAAACAUUGUAUCUUGUAAUAAUUUUCGAUUGAUAAGUUUCACUUAUUUAUCCAAGCAAUACAGGGAACCACACGUAUACAUUUGCAGAAUUGCAUUGGUAAAGUCAAUGAAUAUCACACAAAAACAUAUAUCAACUUCAGGAAUGAACAUGAAUUAGUCUCAACUUCAACAUAACCAAGUUAUUCCAAUUUUCUUCAGAGUGAUAAGUAUAAGUUAAAUUGUUUAUAAAUAUGUGUUUUUAUAACUGGUUAGUUAAAUGGGACUAAAUAAUUCCCUUUAAUCUAAAGAUAAUUAUUUGUAACCACAGGACAAGGUUAUUGUGUGGCAAAGACUGCUUUUGCAAAUACUCCGAUUUCAGGUAUUUGUUGUAUGUAUAGUGCCUUUUUAACAUUAAAACCAUGUCUGGUUUGGCCAAAUCAAAGAUUGGAACAUUUAUCCCCAAAGCAGUAGCAUAAACAAUUGUUUUAGAUAAACCGUUUAGAUUUUAUGCACAGCUUAUAUGAACACGUUUCUGAAAAUGGAAGUAGAGCAUGCCAUGAAUAUUUUGUAUGACUUAGAUUUAAAAUUGCAUUUAACAACACUUGAAAUUGAUUCCAUUAGAUAUCCCACGGUCAUCUGUCACUGUUAAUUAUUUGCAUAACCAGUAACUUCAAUUUCUAUUCAUACGCAAGGUGGUGUUCCAAAUAAAAUUCACAUUUCCUUCUCACAACUGAACACAUGUUGAUGUUUUGUGGGUUGUAAGAAAAUAAAAGAUAUUUUUUU
Mizuhopecten yessoensis (Yesso scallop) is the source of this 2246-nucleotide messenger RNA. RefSeq names its product baculoviral IAP repeat-containing protein 7-A-like. Gene Ontology annotation, biological process: regulation of cell cycle; negative regulation of apoptotic process; positive regulation of protein ubiquitination. The record is from RefSeq and is a predicted model, not a curated record. Gene Ontology annotation, molecular function: cysteine-type endopeptidase inhibitor activity involved in apoptotic process; ubiquitin protein ligase activity. Lineage: Eukaryota; Metazoa; Mollusca; Bivalvia; Pectinida; Pectinidae. Bases 101 to 829 code for a protein of 242 amino acids. Gene Ontology annotation, cellular component: cytoplasm; nucleus. The transcript is spliced from 3 exons.